This is a messenger RNA of Argentina anserina (silverweed cinquefoil), 5351 nucleotides long. Its product is annotated as ABC transporter C family member 12-like. Lineage: Eukaryota; Viridiplantae; Streptophyta; Magnoliopsida; Rosales; Rosaceae. Gene Ontology annotation, biological process: transmembrane transport. The transcript is spliced from 27 exons. Gene Ontology annotation, molecular function: ATP hydrolysis activity; ATP binding; ABC-type transporter activity. The record is from RefSeq and is a predicted model, not a curated record. Bases 295 to 5154 code for a protein of 1619 amino acids. Gene Ontology annotation, cellular component: membrane.
AGUAUAUCUAUAUAUUUGCUACAUUUGGAUGCAACAGAGUGUUGGGUUUGGACUUUGACACUGUAAACUGAUAAAGUCUUGAACUUUGGCUUCUGGGUUUAUGUGGGUUCUGUUUAAACUGGAUUGCAGAUGCAUGUUAAUGAAACUAGCAUCAAAGUUUAUGCGACCCAAUAAAAGAGUGGCAAUUUCUUGAAUAAAGGUGGUUCCUUUUCUUAUUGCUGUGGGAAACAAGUGGUGAGAUUGAGAGAGAACAAAGCUGUGUCGAAUUGGAAGUGAUUGUGUGUUAUACCAGUGAUGGGAUUGAAGCCAAUAGACUGGUAUUGCCAACCAGAAGCUAAUGGGGUAUGGGCCAAAGCAGGGAGUGCUUUUGGCUCAUACACUCCUUGUGCAAUGGACUCUAUGGUCAUCUGCAUUUCUCAUUUGGUUCUUUUCGGAUUGUGCUGCUAUCGAAUGUGGAUGAUUAAGAAGAAUUUGAAAGCUCGGAGGUUCAGGUUGAGGUCAAAUUUCUAUAACUACUUGUUGGGAUUGUUGGCUGGUUACUCCACUGCUGAGCCUCUCCUGAGGCUGGUGAUGGGUUUAUCACUCUUUAACCCGUUUGGAAAAACUGGCUUUGCUCCUUUUGAGAUGACUUCUUCGUUCAUUGAAGCUCUUGCUUGGUGCUCUAUGCUUAUUUUGAUUGGCUUGGAAACUAAGAUAUACAUUCGAGAAUUCCGAUGGUACGUAAGGUUUGGAGUCCUUUAUGUGUUGGUAGGAGAUGCUGUGGUGAUAAAUCUUAUUCUUGGAGUAACAGAUUCCUACAGCAGGGCUGCUCUGUAUCUGUACAUAAGUACCGUCUGUUGCCAGGUGUUGUUUGGAAUUCUUCUUCUCUUCUAUGUUCCUAAUUUGGAUCCUUAUCCUGGCUACGUUGUGCUGCAAUCGGAGUCACUUGACAAUGCUGAAUAUGAAGCACUACCAGGAGAAGAUCAAAUUUGCCCUGAACAGCAUGUUAAUAUAUUUUCCAGAAUAUAUUUUGGAUGGAUGACUCCGCUCAUGCAACUAGGUUACAAAAAACCCAUAACUGAAACAGAUGUUUGGAAGUUGGACACAUGGGAUCGGACUGAGACAUUGAUUAAAAGGUUUCAGGAAUGUUGGGUUGAAGAAUCUAAAAGGUCCAAGCCAUGGCUUCUGAGGGCACUGAAUUGUAGUCUUGGACGACGGUUCUGGUUGGGAGGCUUUUUUAAGAUUGGCAAUGAUCUCUCUCAGUUUUCGGGUCCCAUUCUUUUAAGUCAUCUCUUGCAGUCAAUGCAACGAGGUGAUCCAGCUUGGAUUGGUUACAUUUAUGCCUUCUUAAUUUUCCUUGGUGUGUCACUAGGUGUGCUCGCUGAAUCUCAGUAUUUCCAGAAUGUUAUGCGGGUCGGCUUUCGGUUGAGAUCAACUUUGGUAGCUGCUAUAUUCCGUAAAUCUAUAAGAAUAACACAUGAGGGUCGCAAGAAUUUUCCAACUGGGAAGAUUACAAAUAUGAUGUCUACAGAUGCUAAUGCACUCCAGCAAAUAUGUCAACAACUUCACGGACUAUGGUCUGCUCCUUUCCGCAUCACGGUAGCUAUGGUUCUUCUCUACCAACAAUUAGGUGUUGCAUCACUUAUUGGAUCUUUGAUGCUAGUUCUCAUGAUCCCCAUACAGACAACUAUCAUCAGUAAAAUGCGGAAGCUGACAAAGGAUGGACUGCAACAGACUGACAAGAGGGUUGGCCUCAUGAAUGAAAUUUUAGCUGCCAUGGACACUGUGAAAUGUUAUGCCUGGGAGACAAGUUUCCAGCAGAGAGUUCAAACUAUACGGAAUGAUGAGCUGUCAAGGUUCCGUAAAGCACAAUUGCUAUCUGCUUUGAACAGUUUUAUUCUCAACAGCAUCCCGGUUGUUGUGACAGUAACUUCAUUUGGGGUGUUCACUUUCCUUGGAGGCGAAUUGACACCUGCCAGGGCAUUCACAUCACUCUCUCUAUUUGCAGUGCUACGCUUUCCUUUAAAUAUGCUCCCCAACUUAUUAAGUCAGGUUGUAAAUGCAAAUGUAUCCUUGCAGCGUUUGGAAGAACUAUUUUUAACUGAGGAGAGAGUUCUAGUGCCCAACCCACCACUGGAACUAGGGCUUCCAGCCAUCUCAAUUCAGGACGGGCACUUUUCAUGGGAUCCAAAGGCAGAUAAACCCACGUUAUCAAACAUCAACUUAGAUAUAACAGUUGGCAGCUUAGUUGCAGUUGUUGGCGGCACUGGAGAAGGAAAGACAUCACUUAUAUCAGCCAUGCUUGGGGAGCUGCCUCCUAUUGCAGAUUCCAGUGUCGUAAUCAGGGGGACUGUUGCUUAUGUUCCCCAAGUUUCAUGGAUUUUCAAUGCUACUGUGCGUGAAAACAUUUUAUUUGGAUCAGAAUUUGAAGCUGCACGGUAUUGGAAGGCUAUUGAUGUAACUGAGUUCCGUCAUGACCUGGACUUACUUCCAGGUCGAGAUCUUACAGAGAUAGGUGAAAGGGGGGUCAAUAUUAGUGGAGGUCAAAAGCAAAGGGUUUCAAUGGCUAGAGCUGUAUAUUCUAAUUCAGAUGUGUACAUAUUUGAUGACCCUUUAAGUGCUCUAGAUGCUCAUGUUGCUAGAGAGGUUUUUAACCAUUGUAUCAAGGAAGAGUUGCAGGGGAAAACUAGGGUGCUUGUCACAAAUCAGCUACACUUUCUGCCUCAAGUGGAUGAAAUUAUAUUAGUCUCUGAUGGUACGAUUAAAGAGAAAGGGUCCUUUAAGGAUCUCUCUGAAAACAGUUUGCUGUUCCAAAAGCUAAUGGAAAAUGCCGGGAAAAUGGAAGAACAUGUAGAAGAAAAGGAAGACAGCAAAAAUGAUUACCAGGAAACCCCACUUCCUGUGUCUAACGGUAACGGGGUGGUGAAUGACUUGCCAAAAGAUGCAAGCUACGCCAAGAAAGGGAAAGGGACGAGAUCUGUACUGAUUAAACAAGAGGAACGGGAAACAGGUGUUGUAAGUUGGAAAAUUUUGCAGAGGUAUAAAAACGCAUUAGGAGGCCUAUGGGUGGUCAUGGUGCUAUUUACAUGUUAUACACUAACAGAAGUUCUUCGAGUUUCAAGCAGCACGUGGUUAAGUUUUUGGACGGACCAAAGCACGUCAAAGAGUUAUGCACCUGGGUUCUACAUUCUUAUAUAUGCAAUUCUAUCAAUUGGUCAGGUUACGGUGACUCUGACGAACUCCUUUUGGCUAAUCACUUCAAGUCUUCGUGCAGCCAGAAAACUGCAUGAUGCCCUGCUACAGGCUAUACUUAAAGCUCCAAUGGUGUUCUUUCACACUAACCCAACUGGAAGGAUAAUCAAUAGGUUCGCAAAGGAUCUCGGUGAUAUAGAUCGCACAGUUGCCCAAUUUAUGAACAUGUUUCUGGGUCAAGUGUGGCAGCUCAUUUCAACAUUUGUGCUCAUAGGAAUUGUGAGCACAAUAUCCCUCUGGGCCAUAAUGCCACUUCUAAUUUUGUUCUAUGCAGCCUAUCUAUUCUAUCAGAGCACAUCACGUGAAGUGAAAAGGUUGGAUUCUAUUACGAGAUCUCCUGUUUAUGCGCAAUUUGGAGAAGCAUUAAAUGGUUUGUCAUCAAUUCGUGCCUAUAAAGCCUAUGACCGGAUGGCGAACAUCAGUGGAAGGUCUAUGGAUAAUAACAUCAGAUUCACCCUUGUGAAUAUUAGUUCAAAUCGCUGGCUUACAAUAAGGUUGGAAACACUAGGAGGUAUUAUGAUAUGGGUGAUUGCAACCUUUGCUGUCAUGCAAAAUGGGAGAGCAGAAAACCAAGUACAAUUUGCAUCGACAAUGGGUUUACUUCUUACUUAUACUUUGAAUAUCACAAGUCUGUUGAGUGGUGUUCUUAGACAAGCAAGCAGAGCUGAAAAUAGUUUAAAUGCUGUUGAGCGGGUUGGAACAUAUAUAGAAUUGCCUUCUGAGGCUCCAGCUGUAAUUGAAAGCAACCGUCCUCCACAUGGAUGGCCAUCAUCAGGAUCAAUCAAGUUUGAGGAUGUUGUCCUCCGCUAUAGGCCUGGACUUCCACCAGUACUGCAUGGAUUAUCAUUUAAGGUUUCUGCUAGUGAGAAACUAGGAAUAGUUGGAAGAACUGGUGCGGGAAAAUCUAGCAUGAUUAAUGCAUUGUUUCGGAUAGUAGAAAUAGAAAAAGGAAGCAUCUUGAUUGAUGGUUGUGAUGUUGGUAAGUUUGGACUGGCAGACUUGCGAAAAGUUCUUAGCAUCAUACCUCAAUCACCGGUUCUUUUUUCGGGAACUGUACGGUUUAAUCUCGAUCCUUUCAGUGAGCAUAAUGAUGCUGAUCUCUGGGAGGCCCUGGAAAGGGCACAUCUAAAGGAAGUUAUCAGAAGGAAUUCCUUCGGUCUCGAUGCUCAAGUUUCCGAGGGUGGUGAGAAUUUCAGUGUUGGACAGAGGCAGCUAAUAAGUCUUGCUAGAGCAUUGCUACGAAGAUCAAAGAUUCUUGUCCUUGAUGAAGCAACUGCAGCUGUGGAUGUGAGAACUGAUGCUCUCAUCCAAAAAACCAUACGUGAAGAAUUUAAAUCAUGCACCAUGCUCAUUAUUGCUCACAGAUUGAACACCAUUAUUGACUGUGAUCGAAUUCUUGUUCUUGAUGCUGGUCAGGUCCUAGAACAUGGUUCCCCACAAGAACUACUGCUAAAUGAAGUUAGCUCAUUCUCUAAGAUGGUCAGGAGCACAGGACCUUCGAAUGCUGAGUACUUACGCAGCCUUGUAUUCGGAGGCAAGCAGGAUAAGGUAAAUGGAGAGCAAACCGAGCAACUGGUAGGCCAGAGCCAGAGGAGAUGGCUAGCCUCUUCACGCUGGGCUGCUGCCGCCCAAUUUGCCUUGGCUGUCAGUCUCACGUCUUCACAGAACGAUCUCCAAAGGCUGGAUAUUGGAGACGAGGAUGAUAUCCUCAUGAAAACAAAGGAAGCAGUUAUAACACUACAAGGAGUUUUGGAAGGAAAGCAUGAUGAAGAUAUAAACGUAUCACUAACUCAGCACCAUAUUCCAAGAGAGGGGUGGUGGUCAGCUUUCUUCAGAAUAGUUGAAGGUUUGGCUGUGAUGGGCAGACUGGCUCAGAACAGACUUCACCCUUUAGAAGAUGACGAUUUUGAAGGCCAUAUGUAGGUUGGAGAUUGAUACGACCACACUGUUCAGACUUCAUACUAGCAAUGCCCUCUCAAAUAAAGACUAUGGAUUCAAGAUGUUGUGUUGUAUAGAUUGUAAGUAUUGGGAAUCUGGAUGAUAUUCAAACUGCAACAAGCAUAAGAGAGUUGCAUCUACAUUCUACAUAGAAACGAAAAAGACCAUUAUAUAGGUAGAAA